GUACAACAUUUUUUACCAUAUUACUGUCAACUUAUUAUUUUAUGAUAGAACAUUUCUAUAAAAUGAACGCAAAACUAAUUAUUUUUAUAUUUUUAGUUUUCUGUUUUACACCAAAACUUUUUGAAGCUAGACACAAUGCAGCAGCAGCAAAAUCAGUAGCAGAAUUUGCAGCAGCAUUUGCAUCAGCAGCAGCUGAAUUGGCAAGAAAUGAAAGAAUGAUUAGAAGUACUGGCAGAGAAGAUGCGGAAGAUAUUGUUCUUUGUUUGAAAUAUUAUGUACAUGAAUUUACGUACAUAUCUUACGCAGACAUAGCUAGAAUUUUAUUGGAUUAUGGAGAGUCCAAAAAUAAGGAACAAGUGAAAAUGUUUUUUCGAACUGUCCUCGAAAGUGAAUUGAGUGAUGAACUUAUUAAAGCUAUUAAUGAUUUUGAACGUAAAUAAUAAAAAAUUCAUUAGAAAAACCUAAUUAAUUAUAUUUUAAAAAUUAUAUAACCAAUUACGCUCACUUAUGCACUAUAAGAAUUGAAUUAACUACAAUUG
Daktulosphaira vitifoliae (grape phylloxera) is the source of this 539-nucleotide messenger RNA. RefSeq lists its product as uncharacterized. NCBI's taxonomy places the organism in Eukaryota, Metazoa, Arthropoda, Insecta, Hemiptera, Phylloxeridae. The record is from RefSeq and is a predicted model, not a curated record. Bases 42 to 440 code for a protein of 132 amino acids. The transcript has 3 exons.